This is a messenger RNA of Stegostoma tigrinum, 3677 nucleotides long. Its product is annotated as zinc finger protein 850-like. The transcript is spliced from 2 exons. Lineage: Eukaryota; Metazoa; Chordata; Chondrichthyes; Orectolobiformes; Stegostomatidae. Gene Ontology annotation, biological process: negative regulation of transcription by RNA polymerase II. Bases 993 to 3131 code for a protein of 712 amino acids. The record is from RefSeq and is a predicted model, not a curated record. Gene Ontology annotation, molecular function: DNA-binding transcription repressor activity, RNA polymerase II-specific; RNA polymerase II cis-regulatory region sequence-specific DNA binding.
AGAGAGCAUGCGCAGCGCUGGUGAACCGUGGAGGGAGAGAUUCGGUCGGAACAUCAUGGCGGGUGUGACUACUCUCAGGUUCGCGGAGAAAGGAGGAUGGAUCUGGGAGCGUGGAUUGGGAUGUUUUAUAAACACCCUGAGAACAACUUAAGCAAGAAAAAGUUACUGUUGCAUCGACUGAACCAGCCACAGUUUCUCGUCGGUUAGGCCUUAUUCGGUGGCCGCCAUCUUUAUAGAAAGUCACUGUGGACAAUGCGCAUGCUCAAUGCUGCCGACCAAUCAGGGAGUUCCUAGCUCUGCUCCCAGCCUUCACAGUGACGUCAGGCCGCAGCCCAGCCCACGUUCUAAUUGGUUGAAGGAGACAAGACAGAAACCCUGAGAACUGAUCCUCCCCUUCCCCGGUGCAGAGCCCAAAGACCAAAAACAAGCUGCAGAUCACGCGUUUACAGACCUGAAGCUUCUCCCGAGGAAUAGGCUCAUAUUCGUGGUCACCAUCCUGGCUAUAUGUUGAGCAGGACGUAAGUUUAGCUAUCUUGCUAAUCCAAGAGUGGGCUAAAGAAAUGAAUUCAACCACAUUAGACGUGGAGAAUACGCGGGGUGAUGGAAAGGAUGGACCCAAGGCUUUGGAUUUCAGCUCAGGGAUGACGGUGUUUUGUGGGAUUGGUGACUUACACUUUUGAUGAACCGCACAGUUUCCAUACAAAUUGGAAUUCUUAGUUUUAAAUUGCUGUCCUAUGCUUUUGGUGGACAGUUUUGUGAACGUCUUUCCCAAGGUUAUUUUUUAAGAGUUCUUAGUAUCAUGGGUCUUUGAAUGCACCAGGGGAAAUGUUUGUCUGUGCUGACCUGGCUAUAAUAUUUCACCCAAGAGUGUGAGCUGUGGAAAGAGCUUUAAACAGUUACAAAACUUCAAAACGAACAUUACACUAUUCAAAACAGGAGAAACUCUUCAAGUGUUGUGUUCACAACCUAGAGAAACACAGGGCACAUGUGCCAUGGAAAAACCAUGGAAAUGUGAGGAAUGUGGUAAAGGAUUUGAUUACCCAUCGCUGCUGGAAAACCAUCGACGUUAUCACACUGGAGAGAAGCCAUUUAUUUGUUCUGUGUGUGGGAAGGCAUUUACUCAGUCAUCUGGCCUUUGGUCACACCAGCGAGUUCACACUGAGGAAAAGCUGUUCCGCUGCACUUCCUGCGGAAAGAGAUUCAGGCAUUCUUCUGCUCUUACUGUGCACCAACGCACCCACAACGGAGAAAAACCAUUCACUUGCUCUGAGUGUGGGAAGGGAUUCACUCAUUUAUCCACCCUCCAGGCACACCAGCGAGUACACACUGGGGAGAAGCCAUUCACCUGCUCAGAGUGUGGGAAAGAUUUCACUCAGUUGUCCACCCUCCAAAUACACCAGCGAAUUCACACUGAGGAGAAGCUGUUCAGCUGCACAUCCUGUGGAAAGAGGUUCAGACAUUCUUCUGCCCUCACUGUGCAUCAACGCACUCACACUGGGGAGAGGCCGUUCACCUGCUCUGACUGUGGGAAGAAAUUCACUCAGUCUUUUCAUCUUCAGGCACAUCAACGCAUUCAUACAGGGGAGAGACCUUUCUCCUGCUCUGUGUGUGGGAAGGGAUUCAUUGUUUUACCCACUCUGCUGAGACACCAGCGAAUUCAUACAGAUGAGAGGCCUUUUAAAUGCCCCGAUUGUGAGAAGGGUUUCAAAAGUUCCCAGGAGCUGACACUCCAUCAACGUAUUCACACCAAUGAGAGGCCAUUCAAGUGCUCUCACUGUGGGGCUGGAUUCAGGAGAUCAUCUGACCUCAUUCUCCACCAACGCAUUCACACUGGGGAGAGGCCAUUCACCUGCUCAGAGUGUGGAAAGGGAUUCACUCGGACAGCCAAUCUUCUGAAACACCAGCGAUUUCACACUGAGGAAAGACCAUUCACCUGCUCAGAGUGUGGGAAAGGAUUUACUCAGUCCUCCACUCUGCUGACACACCAGCAAGUUCACACCACUGAAAGACCUUUCAAAUGUCCAGACUGUGGGAAGUGCUUUAAAAUUUCCGGGGAGCUGAUGCGCCAUCAACGUGUUCACACUGAUGAGAGACCAUUCAGGUGCUCUCACUGUGGGACUGGCUUCAAACAAUCAUCUCAACUCAGUAUGCAUCAGAGAAUUCACACUGGAGAGAGGCCAUUCACCUGUUCCGAGUGUGGGAAGGGUUUCACUCGAUCAUCCCAUCUGAUGAUGCAUCAGCAGAUUCACACUGGAGAGAGGCCAUUCCGGUGCUCCACGUGUGAAAAGAAAUUCACUCACUUAUCCAACCUGCGGAGACACCAGCGAGUUCACACGGGGGAGAAGCCAUUCGCCUGCUCAGAGUGUGGGAAGGGAUUCACUCGGUCAUCUAACCUGCUGACCCACCAGCGACACAGUCACACUGAGGAGCGACGGUGGAAAUGUGGCGAUUGUGGAAAGGGAUUUCUUUAUCCAUCCAGGCUUGAACUUCACCAACGCAGUCACACUGGGGAGAAGCCAUUCACCUGCUCUGAUUGUGGAAAGGGAUUCACUCGGUCAUCCAGCCUGCGGAUCCACCAGUGGGUUCACACUGGGGAGAGACCAUACGCUUGCUCAGUGUGUAGGAAACCAUUCGCCGAGUCAUCCAGUCUGCUGAAACACCAGCGAAUUCACACUGGGGAGAGGCCCUUCACCUGCUCUGAUUGUGGGAAGGGAUUUACACUAUCAUCCAAUCUGCGGAUCCACCAGCGAGUUCACACUGGGGAGAGACCAUUCACUUGCUCCCACUGUGGGAUGGGAUUCAGUCAGUUAUCUAGCCUGCAGAUACACCAGCGAGUUCACACUGGGGAGAGACCGUUCAUCUGCUCCCUUUGUGGGAAAGGAUUCAGUCAGUCAUGCAACCUCCUGAUACACCAGAGAGGUCACUCUGGGGAGAGACCAUUCACCUGUUCUGAAUGUGGGAAGGGAUUCAUUCGCUCAUCUAACUUGCUGGAGCACCAACGAGUUCAUACUGGAGAGAAGCCAUUUACCUGCUCCGACUGUGGGAAGGGAUUUACCCAAUCAUCCCACCUGCGGAGACACCGGCGAGUUCAUGCUGGGGACAAACAUUCACUCAGUCAACUCACCUGUUGAUACAGCAGCCUAUUCUCUGUGAAGAGACUGUUCACUUCUUCAGUGUGUGGGAAGGGAUUUCAAACUGUUUAUGCACCAGUGAAAUGACACUGGGUAGAUCCCGUUCACCUGCUGUGUUUAUGCAAAAGGUUUUGCUGUUUCCUGACACAGCACCAAUUUCAUGAAGAACGACAGGUGGAGGAUUUUGCUUUUCCUCACAGCAAGGAAUGAACCUUGGUCAUUGGGCUACUUGUAUUGAUAUUACCAAACCCUGCUCCAUUAAACGGGCUGACACUGCAGAUAAAAAGAUGAUACAACUGUCUGUCAGUAGAAUAGGUUUUAGAAAUUGCCAUGUGGCUGUCCAUCAACACACUUAUGCUGGGUAAAGAGUAUCCACCUGCAUAUUGUUUGUAAAGUGAUUUUGAAGUUUACCAGGAUUGGUUAAACAAGAGUGUUCCCUAGUAAUUGUCCGUGUUGGAUUUUGAUGCUAUUCUUCUCUAAAUCCAAACCAUGCUUUUGGACGCUAUUUCUGAUUAUGUUUGUAAAACCACAGAUUCAGUUAUUUAU